Molecule: messenger RNA, 4369 nt
Organism: Sorghum bicolor (sorghum)
Lineage: Eukaryota; Viridiplantae; Streptophyta; Magnoliopsida; Poales; Poaceae
Product: protein RETICULATA-RELATED 5, chloroplastic
Exons: 12
Coding region: 110-3937 (1275 amino acids)
Molecular function (GO): phosphatidylinositol binding
Source: RefSeq, a predicted model, not a curated record
CGCGGCGAAUCACGGCGCUCACCUUCCAACCGGACUUGACUCCGCCGCGGAUUCCCCGCCAGAUCUCAUUUCUCGCCCCAACCCUAACCGCCGGGCGCCGGCGGUGGCCAUGAUGGCCACCGAGCCCUCGUCCCCGGUGAGCCCCGUCGAGGACCUAGACACACUACCCCUCGAAUCCUCCUCCUCCAGUGUCGGUGUCGCGGCCACGACCGACCCCCUGCUCCGCCCACCUCCUCCUCCCUCGUCCACCUCCUCACCCACCGCCGGCGAGAACCACGGCGUGUUUCUGGACGAGGAGGACGAGGAUGGGGUGGAGGACUUCACGCCUCCCCCGGCUCCCCACACCGCUGCGGCCGCGACGAAGUCCCGCGAGGCGUCGCCGGGGUUCGCUGAGAUCACUGUCUCCGAGCCUAGGAAGCACGCGGAGCCUGCGACCGGAGCCGUUGGCGUCAUUCCAGGCUCGGCCAACUACGUCUCCUACCUCAUCGCCACUCGGGUGCCCGACGGCGGCGAGUUCCGCGUGCGUCGGCGCUUCCGCGACGUCGUGGCGCUCGCCGACCGCCUCGCGGAGACACACCGUGGCCUCUUCGUACCGGCAAGGCCCGACAAGAGCAUCGUCGAGGGGCAGGUCAUGCAGCGGCACGACUUCGUGAACCAGCGGUGCGUCACGAUCCAGCGCUACCUCCGCCGCCUCGCCGCGCACCCCGUUGUCGGCCGCAGCCCGGUCCUCCACGCCUUCCUUACCGAGCCUAGCGGUAUCCCCACUUCGGACGGUGAGUCCCCCAGGUGGAGCCCUGAGAUGAGUGCUGCCACGUCCAUGGCUGCUGCCACUCCAGUGACGCCUACGAAGAGUGGGAGGGACUUUUUUGGGGUGUUCAAGGACCUGAAGCAGACAGUAACCAAUGGGUGGGUGGCAGUAAGGCCACCUCCAGUGGAGGAGGAGAUCGACAAAAAGUACCUUGUGCACAAGGCCAAGCUUGAGGACUUGGAGAAACAUCUAGUGACAGCAUCUCAGCAGGCAGAGGCAUUUGUUAAAGAUUAUGACGAUCUUAGAGCAACGACAGGUUUCUUGGGAAUGUCAUUCAUCAAACUGGCUAAGUUUGAAAAGGAGCAGGCUACGUGUAGUUCUCAGAAAAGACGAGCUGCUGACAUCAGUAAUUUUGCCAGUGCUGUUGUUAGAACUAGCAGAUCACAGGCAAAACUAAAUGCUGAAAUUGUAAAACAUCUGGGCGUUAUCCAUGAGUACAUGGAGACAAUGGCUUCUGUUCAUAACGCUUUUAAUGCUCGUUCCAAUGCUUUGCUUCGUGUGCAAAAUUUGUCAGCAGAACUAUAUUUCUUACGUACCCGGGCAGGAAAACUUGAAUCUGUAUCAUCGAGAGGAAUGGAUCAGGAAAGACCAAGGGAUCAGAAGAUAGAAGAACUGAAAGAAACAGUAAGAGCCACGGAAGAUGCAAAAGCACAUGCACUUAAAGAAUUGGAACUUAUCAAGGAAAACAACAUGAAUGAAAUUAAAAGAUUUAACAAGGAAAGGCGCCAGGAUUUGGUGGAGAUGCUGAAAGGCUUUGUAUCGGAUCAGGCCACAUACUCAGAUCAUUUUGCUAGCAUAUGGACAAAGGUAGCAGAAGAAACAAAAGGAUAUGCAAAAAGCAGCAGUUCCCUCCAUUUCACCCCCACCACCGGGCACCGGCGCGGGCGCGCCUCGCCGCCCCCGCCACCGUGUCAACGCGCGAGAAUGCUGCCGCACGCGCCAUGCCGAACCCUGGGGGCCUUCAGGUGCAAACCGCACCUCCCCACCAAGCCGCCGCUCCUCACCUCCACCCCCACCUCCGCCUCCACGCGCGGCCGCCUCUGCGCCACCGCCGCCGCCGCCGCCACACGCCGGGGCCUCCUCGUCCUCGUCCCCUCGCUAGUCGCGGCGUCCACCGUCCUCCAGUCCCUUCCCCUGGCCGCCUCCGCCGCGGCAGGCGAUGACAAGCCUUCCCCACCGCCGCCGGCGCAGGCGCAAGCCGCACCCGCCGCUCCGGCCUCGCCUCCGCCUCCGCCUCCAGCGGAGGAGCCGGCGCUGUCGAGGGUCUACGACGCCACGGUCAUCGGGGAGCCCCAGGCCGUGGGGAAGGACGCGCGGCGGAGGGUGUGGGAGAAGCUGAUGGCGGCCCGGGUGGUGUACCUCGGCGAGGCCGAGCUCGUCCCCGACCGCGACGACAGGGUGCUCGAGCUCGAGAUCGUCAGGAAGCUCGCGGCCGGAUGCGCCGAGGCCGGGAGGAGCAUCUCCCUCGCGCUCGAGGCCUUUCCCUGCGACCUCCAGGAGCAGCUCAACCAGUUCAUGGAUGGCAGAAUUGAUGGCAAUAGCUUGAGGCUUUAUACAUCUCACUGGGCACCAGAGCGAUGGCAGGAGUAUGAACCCAUUUUGAAUUACUGCCGUGAUAAUGGAAUAAAACUUGUUGCAUGUGGAACUCCACUUGAGGUGGUAAGAACUGUGCAAGCGGAAGGAAUUAGAAGCCUUUCAAAAGCUCAAAGAAAGCUUUAUGCUCCUCCAGCUGGCUCAGGCUUCAUUUCUGGUUUUACAUCCAUCUCAGGCCGAUCGUUGAUAGACAAAAUUUCAUCAAAUCGUGGUUCCCCUUUUGGCCCAAGCUCAUAUUUAUCAGCACAGGCAAGAGUAGUUGAUGAUUAUACCAUGUCCCAGACAAUAAUGAAAGAAAUUACUAAUGGAGAUCCUUCAGGGAUGCUUGUUGUUGUAACUGGUGCGAGUCAUGUUAUGUAUGGAUCACGAGGAAUUGGUGUUCCUGCUAGGAUAUCUAAAAAGAUGCAAAAGAAAAAACAAGUUGUGAUACUCCUUGAUCCUGAGAGACAAAGUAUAAGGAGAGAAGGUGAAAUCCCUGUAGCUGAUUUCUUAUGGUACUCUGCUGCCAAGCCAUGCAGUCGGAAUUGCUUUGAUCGUGCUGAAAUUGCUAGAGUUAUGAAUGCUGCUGGCAGGAGACGUGAAGCUUUACCUCAGGAUCUUCAGAAAGGAAUAGAUCUUGGUGUAGUUUCUCCUGAGAUAUUGCAGAACUUUUUUGACCUUGAGAAAUACCCUGUUAUGGCGGAACUGAUUCACCGUUUCCAAGGUUUCCGUGAAAGGUUGCUAGCAGAUCCCAAGUUUCUGCAUAGAUUAGCUAUUGAAGAGGGUAUAUCAAUAACUACCACUCUUCUAGCACAAUAUGAAAAACGAAAAGGACGUUUUUUCGAGGAGAUCGACUAUGUUCUCACUGAUACAAUUAGGGGUUCCGUUGUUGACUUCUUUACAGUGUGGCUUCCUGCACCUACUAUUUCGCUCUUAUCUUUUGCCGAUGAUGGCUCUGGUGAGAGUGUGGAGCUUCUGAAAGGAAUUUUAGGAUCAGUGCCAGAUAAUGCAUUUCAAAAGGGUAUUGUUGGGCAGAAUUGGAACAUUAACCAGAGGUUUGCAUCGGUGCUUAUGGGUGGUCUAAAACUUGCGGGCGUCGGAUUUAUUUCUAGUAUUGGAGCUGGAGUUGCUUCAGAUGUCUUAUAUGGUGCCCGUCAGAUUCUUAAACCUUCUGCAAGUAUGGAAGUUGCACGCAAAAGAACUCCGAUCUGGAAAGCAGCAACUGUUUAUAGUUGCUUCCUUGGAACAUCGGCAAACCUGCGAUAUCAGGUUAUAGCUGGUCUGAUUGAGCAUCGGCUAGGAGAGGAUCUGAUGACCUACUAUAACCAGCCACUUCUUGCUAGCCUGGUGUCCUUUGUUUCAAGGACAGUUAACUCAUACUGGGGAACACAGCAAUGGAUCGAUCUUGCACGAGCUACAGGCGUGCAAAGUACUAAGAAAGAGCUGCCUUCUCCUGAGGUUUCAAGCGCAACUGAAAUGCCACUGCUAGAAUGUGGCACGACCGAAGUACAGAAGGUGGACGACAGCAGUAAUAACCAAUCAAAUGACUUGACAUAGUCACCUCACAGUGUCCUAAUUUGUUGCGGCCAUACAAACAAAACACAGAGCAGCUUCCUUCCAUGACACACCAAACAUGAUACAACUGUACAGGCAUACAGACGAGAUGUCCUCUUAGAGCCAGACUGAAGCUUUAGCCAUCGCGUCAUGUGGAGAGACAAAUCUGAAAUUCUGAAGAGCAAAGCUUUGAAGACUUUCACAUCGUUAUGAUCAGAAAGCCAUUGUUACACCCCUCAUGGGGUGAAUACAGCUUGUACAUUAUCAGACGAGAUCGAUCGAAGAAUUUUUGAAUCCUGUACAGCAUUUUACACGCGAAAUUUGAUCCAAAACAUUACUGGAGAUUGUCAUAUGGCAAGGAUCAGGAUUGUCAUUUGUGAACUGUGAUACGCCUUGUAUGCACUUGAAUCCAGAGUGCAUGUGUAAUUUUUAUUA